AUGACUGUCACAGAGGUCUUCUGGCCUGGUAUUGAUUCAGACAUCACCAGCACUGUCCAAGCCUGUGAUUCUUGCCAGGUAUUCCAGUCCAGUCAGCAGCAGGAAUAUUUCAGGGAAGUUUUUGUUCCCCCUCCGCCAGAGUUUCAAUAUGGAGAGCUUUUUUCAGGCAACGUUGACUCUGAGGAUUUUGAACGAAACUUCUUGGAACUCCGGAAUACUCCCAACUUCACGGGUUGCUCCCCAGUUCAGACUUCGGUCACACGUUCCAAUAAUGUACGUGUAAAGGGCAAACCUGUAUCUGAGUGUAUCAAAGUACCUCCGGGUCUGAAUCCAGUUGAAAACGUGUGGGCGGCCAUGUCUAAAUACAUGCGGAAAGACCACACUCGCAAUCGUGUGGCAGUCGUCAAUACAAUUGCAAAUAUGGGAAUACCUUCGAUCUUUUCGAAUUUCUACUGUGAAGAAAUUCUUUUCGAGCCAAAAGGUGUAUGCCUACUUUAUCCAUACUCAAAAAAUGUAAUGGUUCACAAUAUUCUCAUAAUUGGGCAAGAUGUAUACCAAGCUAAGAGGAUAAAAGACGGUAAAGGACUAGUGUUGACAGACGGCAAACAGAUAAAAGAAAGAUGGAAGGAGUACUACCAACAAUUGAUGAAUGUAGAGAACCCAAGAGUAGAACUAGUGAUUGAAGCUGCAGAAGAAGGAGAGAUAGAGGAGGUUGGAGAAAUGGAAGUGACAACAGCAAUAAAAAGGAUGAAGAAUGGUAAAGCGGUGGGACCGGAUGAUAUACCAGUCGAAGCAUGGAAGGCUAUGGGCAGAACAGCAGUGAGGUGGCUAACAGAGGUAUUCAGAAACAUCUUGGAGACGGAGCAUAUGCCAGAUGAAUGGAGAGAUAGUACUCUCAUACCCAUUUUCAAGAACAAAGGGGACAUACAGUAUUGUGGAAACUACCGGGGCAUCAAACUAACCUCACAUACCCUAAAGAUGUGGGAAAGGAUCAUAGACAAGAUAUUGAGGAGUAGAGUGGGGGUGUCUGACCAACAGUUUGGGUUUAUGCCAAAUAGAAGCACAACUGACGCAAUUUUUGCGCUCAGGCAGAUAAUGGAGAAUGAUUAUGGAUUGCAUGACGGAGGUAGUCCAGAGGGAAGGCCCGUGGGAUAUGCUGUUUGCGGACGAUGUAGUGGUGUGCGGGAAGACGAAGGAGGAGGUAGAGCUGAGAUUAGAACUUUGGAGGAAUGCAAUGGAGACCAGAUGAAUGAGAGUCAGUAG
Molecule: messenger RNA, 1263 nt
Organism: Penaeus chinensis
Lineage: Eukaryota; Metazoa; Arthropoda; Malacostraca; Decapoda; Penaeidae
Exons: 7
Coding region: 1-1263 (420 amino acids)
Source: RefSeq, a predicted model, not a curated record